This is a messenger RNA of Brassica rapa (field mustard), 1910 nucleotides long. RefSeq lists its product as uncharacterized. Lineage: Eukaryota; Viridiplantae; Streptophyta; Magnoliopsida; Brassicales; Brassicaceae. The record is from RefSeq and is a predicted model, not a curated record.
UGUUUCUUUUGUUAGCAAAUAAAAAUAAAGAAAAACGACGAGGAUCAGAGAGGAAGGAGAAGAAGCAGAGGGGAAGGGGUCCAUUAAAUAACAUUGAAGCAGUUUCUCGAAUGGCGUUUUCUCCAAUAACUCCACUUUAGAAACAGAGACAUAAAAGAGACAGCUUUGAAACAGAGAUGGAUUCAAAGGUAAAAACUUUUCCUUAGACAGACAAAAAAAAAAAAGAGAGAGAGAGAUGAGUUGUAGGAGAUUGCUGAACUCGAUACAAGCCUUGGCUGCUCAUAGCUUACUCUUCUCUUUCACGCUCUUGCUCGUUCUUAAGCUCGAUCACACCCUCUCCUCCUCAUGGUGGAUGGUGUUUUUCCCAUUGUGGGCCUUUCAUGCUGUUGUUGCAAGAGGAAGGUUCUCCCUUCCUGCUCCUGUUGCUCCUCGUAACCGUCAUUGGGCUCCAUGCCAUGCUGUUGUCGCCACACCCUUGCUUGUAGCGUUCGAGUUACUCCUCUGUAUAUACCUCGAGAGUUCUUAUGCUAGCUGGCCACCAGCUGUGAGUUUGAAGAUUGCAUCCCUACCGCUGUUGGCGUUUGAAGUAACGAUACUGAUAGACAAUUUGAGAAUGUGUCGAGCAUUGAUGCCAGGAGACGACGACAGCAUAAAUGAUGAAGCAAUAUGGGAGGCACUUCCUCAUUUCUGGGUUGCUAUUUCCAUGGUGUUCACAUUGGCUGCUACGUUCUUUGCCCUCCUAAAGCUUACUGGUGAUGUAGCUGCUCUCAGCUGGUGGGACUUAUUUAUAAAUGUUGGAAUUGCCGAGUGCUUUGCUUUUCUCGUUUGUACAAAAUGGUCCAACCCAGUGAUCCAUAGAAGCUCACGCCCUCGUGAAACGGGGUCAUCUUCUACCCCAAUUAGAUAUCUUGACUGGAACAGUGGGCUCGUAGUUACUCCAGAACAGGAUAAUCACCAAGACAGAUACUGUGGUCUACAAGAUAUUGGUGGUCACUUGUUAAAAAUCCCCGUCAUUGUAUUUCAAGUUGUUCUUUGCAUGCAUUUAGAGGGGACUCCUGAAAUAGCUAAGGAUAUAUCUAUCCCAGUCAUGUUUUCUCCGAUGUUCCUGUUGCAAGGCCUUGGUGUUCUCUUUGCUACAUCCAAACUAGUAGAGAAGAUUGUCGUCUUACUACGAGGGGAGGCUGGUACAGGAUUGUAUUUUAGAGUUUCAUCAAGGGCACAUGAUUGCUUGGGUUUCUUGCACCAUGGUUCCAGGCUAUUAGGUUGGUGGUCGAUUGAUGAAGGAAGCAUGGAGGAACAAGCACGACUUUACAUUGAUGGAGAAUCUGGCUACAAUACAUUCAGUGGUCACCCGCCUGAGAUAGUCAAGAAAAUGCCAAAGGAAGAUCUUGCUGAAGAGGUGUGGAGACUUCAAGCCGCUCUUGGUGAACAAACCGAGAUCACAAAAUUUAGCCAGCAAGAAUAUGAAAGACUGCAAAAUGAGAAAGUGCUGUGUAGGGUUUGCUUUGAAAAAGAAAUCAGUUUGGUACUGCUUCCAUGUAGACACCGUGUUCUCUGCAGAAUCUGUUCAGAUAAGUGUACAAAGUGUCCGAUAUGUCGUGUAGCUAUUGAAGAACGACUUCCUGUAUACGACGUUUGAAUGUAUCCAACUUUGGCCCAUGCUCGAGAUUAGGAUUUGAGGUUGAUGCUCCAAACACUCCUUCCUUUUCUUACCAUACUUUUGAUCUGGUUUUGCUGAAUCUUUUUUAUUUGUCUGGAUCAGCAUUAGUACAAAAUGUAUAGGUGUAUAAAUAUGUCAUUUGUAGAAAACCCCAUACAUACAAUCUCUUACGUACGUUAGCAAUAACAUGCCAAGUUUGUAUAAAUAUCUGUCUCUCAAUUUUUGUAUUAUAUAUUUCAUUUGGGUGAAA